Molecule: messenger RNA, 970 nt
Organism: Anthonomus grandis grandis
Lineage: Eukaryota; Metazoa; Arthropoda; Insecta; Coleoptera; Curculionidae
Gene: RpS4
Product: 40S ribosomal protein S4
Exons: 6
Coding region: 138-923 (261 amino acids)
Biological process (GO): translation
Cellular component (GO): cytosolic small ribosomal subunit; ribosome
Molecular function (GO): structural constituent of ribosome; RNA binding
Source: RefSeq, a predicted model, not a curated record
UGACCACGUCUUCAAAAUGCUGCUACUGGCAACACUGACAAACUGUCAAGUCAUAUGUCAAAAACCAGCUGUCAAAGUCAAAGUACUGCCAUUUUCCUCUUGCCGCAGUCUUUUUCUUUCUGUUAAAAACAGUCAAGAUGGCGAGAGGUCCCAAAAAGCAUCUAAAACGUUUAAAUGCCCCCAAAGCAUGGAUGUUGGACAAAUUGGGGGGUGUGUUCGCCCCCAGGCCCUCCACCGGGCCACACAAGCUCAGGGAGUCCCUUCCAUUGGUGAUUUUCUUGCGUAACAGGUUGAAGUACGCCCUGACAAACUGUGAGGUGACCAAGAUCGUUAUGCAGAGACUUAUUAAGGUCGACGGCAAAGUCAGGACUGAUCCUAACUAUCCUGCUGGAUUCAUGGAUGUGAUCACCAUUGAGAAAACUGGUGAAUUCUUCCGUUUGAUCUAUGAUGUUAAGGGAAGAUUCACUAUUCACAGGAUCACUGCUGAAGAAGCAAAAUACAAAUUGUGCAAAGUCCGCAAGGUGCAAACCGGACCAAAAGGUAUUCCAUUCUUGGUCACUCACGAUGGUAGGACCAUUAGGUACCCUGACCCAAUGAUCAAGGUAAACGACACCAUCCAACUGGAAAUCGCCACCUCAAAGAUCCUGGACUUUAUCAAAUUCGAAUCCGGCAACUUGUGCAUGAUCACCGGAGGCAGGAAUUUGGGUAGAGUGGGAACGGUAGUGAACAGGGAAAGGCAUCCGGGAUCAUUCGAUAUUGUCCACAUUAGGGACGCUAAUGAUCACGUGUUCGCCACUAGAUUAAACAACGUAUUCGUCAUCGGUAAAGGAAGCAAAGCUUUCGUGUCUCUGCCAAGGGGCAAGGGAGUGAAACUGUCCAUUGCCGAAGAGAGGGACAAGAGGCUCGCGGCCAAGACCCACUGACUUUAAAUGUAAUAUUUUUUAAUAAGUUAAUAAAAAUGUGCGUAAAA